This is a messenger RNA of Setaria italica (foxtail millet), 3162 nucleotides long. RefSeq lists its product as uncharacterized. The transcript is spliced from 6 exons. The record is from RefSeq and is a predicted model, not a curated record. The coding region runs from base 2114 to 2926 and encodes 270 amino acids. NCBI's taxonomy places the organism in Eukaryota, Viridiplantae, Streptophyta, Magnoliopsida, Poales, Poaceae.
CUUCACAGCAUACUAACAGCUAAAUUGACGGACUGGGGCAUGAAAUUUUAUCCAAUGGCACACAAAGGAACGCAGGAAUUUUGAUGGCACGUACGGAAAUGAUAUAAAUUCCAGUGGCAUACUCUCUUCUUUCUUCUUCCAGCCCGGUAAUAGCUUGCAUCAGCAGCCCGCCGGCCACCGGCCCGGCUCACCGCAGCGGCCCGCCAGGCCAGUCCAGCUCCCCGCUUCCACCGCGCCGGCCUCGCUCGAUGGCCCAGCUCGCCGGCCCACCUUGGCCCAACUCCCGCCUCCACCUCUUGCCACUGACGCGGGGGCCCCGCGUGUCAUCCCUCACCUCCCAAACUCAAACCCGAGCCGGAUUCCCCAGCCGCACCCUCGAUCCGCCUCCGUUUCGCGUCGCGCCAACCGAGGUUCGUCGCCCCCUUUAAAGCCUGAGCCACCGCCUCCUCUGACCUCUUUUCGCCAAAUCUUAAGCCCUAGCGCCGCCCGCCCGAGCUCGAAACCUAGCUUGAGCCCGCCGCCGUCGAUCUCCCGCCUCCCCGCCUCCCUGUCGACGAGAAGCCGCUCCGGAGUAAGGUGAGGAGAAGGAUCGCAGUUCAAGGAAUUCGAAGACUAAGCCUUUGAAAACUUUGAGCAGCAAGAACUAGUUUAGGAAGGCAAGUGGUGUCCUUGAUCACAAUUUGAACAUAUGCAACAGUUACUUUUAUGUUCAAUAUACACAUGUUAUGCACUUUAUGCUUAUAAAUAUGAUGGGUCCUAUCUAAGUUGUGCCUAGUUUUAUCCUUGUGCCUUGAUCAACCUGGGUUCACUUAUGUUGGGUAGUUGUUGCUUAGUUUCUCUAAUUACAUAUGGUGGUAUUAAUGAACUCAAUGAUUAAACUUGUUUUAUUUAUGCUAUACCUUUCAUUAAUACAAGAUCACCAUGCUUAAUUGGAACAUGGAGAACCACCCAGAAAAACAGUGCAACCAUAAGACUAUAUGGCUCUGGCUUGGCUAAUUAAUUAGAAAUGCUAGUAUGUUGUAGCUUUACCAAAAGGGCAAGAAGGGGAGACAGUGACAGUGUAUAACCCGACCCUCAAGUUGAUCUGCUUUAUGGUAGCUUUGCAGUCUUAAGGGAGGUUUAUGCAUUUCUCUGAUCAUGAAACCUUAUCGAGCUAUCCUUGCUAGGGGAUCUUUGUAAAGGCCUCGUAGUGCACCCUAGCUACUCACCUUGUAAGUGUUUAAGGGCCUUACAAACCCGGGCGACAUGGGAGACAUGACUUGUGGUGAAAGUGGUACAACCUCUGCAGAGUGUCUAAAACUGAUUGAUCAGCCGUGCUCACGGUUAAGAGCGGCCUGGAACCUCACAUGAUAAUCUAUCAGAAGUUGAAUUAAAUUGCCGUUAUUUAUGUUAUUUAUUGCUAUUUUAUUUAUUUAUGUUCAUGCUUAAUGUGGGUGGUAUAAAAUUUUACUUAGUAAUUGCUAAUAAAACUUGACCAACCAAUUAAAAUGUUGACAUGCUGUUAAACCAUAGCCUAUCCUUACAUAGCUUUACAUUACACAUUCCCCACGCUUGUUGAGUACCAACCAUAAGUGUACUCACCCUUGCUAAAACAGUUGCUUAGACCAAGACUACUUUGAGAAGAUUCCUGAAGAUUUUGAAGAAUUCUAAGCAUACGUGUGCCGCCAGUCAACUGCCUGUGGAGUCGUCGUUAUCGUUAGAGUUCUGCUGCUAGAAUAAAGACUCAUUUUGCUAUUCAAUUUAAAGACUUUCAGUUAUGUAAUAAAUUUAAUACUCUAUUUACGCUUUGGUAUUGUUUAUGGUAUUUACUGAAGUCGUUGUAUGUGUGAAACUUGAUCCCAGCGCACAUGUAAUUUAUCAUCUGGUUUUGCUUUUAAUACUCUAUUUACGCUUUGGCACUGUUUAUAGUAUUUACUGAAGUCGUUGCAUGUGUGAAACUUGAUCCUGACGCACAUGUAAUUUAUCAUCUGGUUUUGCUUUUAAAACCGGGUGUAACAAGCUAUGAUCAUGCUCUGUAUAACUUCUUUCAGUUUUACAUAUGCUUAUUUGGUUACCAUCCAGUUUGUUUCAGAGAUAUCUGACUUGAGAAGAUUUGGAUUCUGCUAGGCUCACAAUGAGAAUCUCUGAGCAGCUGGGCAGUGGUGCCUAUUACAUGCAAGUAGAUCAGGGAGAGGACAAUGAAGAUGAUAAGACAGAUCGCCAGCCAACUCAAUGUCUUAAUCUCGAAAUAAGCGGCUCCUUUCUGACGUGCAUUAGGCUCAUGCUGGCUCGGGACAGGAAUGCUUUUUUUCAAAGCGAAUAUAAUGAUAGGAUCAAAUAUGAGGAGCUCACAGCUGCACAGAAUCAGCUUACAAGUACUAAGAAUUGCAAGAGAGUUUCGACAGAGCUGCCUCUGCUGACACUUACAAUCGGCAACAAGAAGUUCAUUCGUAAGGGUGAUUGCAACAUACUCGCUUCUUUCUGCUACGUAACACAGCUAGUCGUGUGCAAGUUGUGCUAUGAAAAGCUGAUUAGAAGGGUUGAUAUCCCCUUUUCCGACAUCACAUCUCUCCUUGUCUGUUUUGACGAUAUAAGAUUUGAUACCUUGAGAAUAGAGGCAAGAUCUUCACUCCAAUAUUUCUCCACUGAUAAGCCACUUCCUGGAAAGUUUACUCGCUGGAAAGUGGACAACUCAAAAGAAGAUGACUGUUUUCCUGAAUCAAAAUUUGUCUUCGUUGAGAUAGAGAAGGGGAUGCUUGAAAAGGGCCUUGCAAAACUAUUGUAUAUUGAUCCAAGACUACAACGUAGUGUAGAAUUUGCUAGAGCUUCUGAUGACCAACACAUGUACCAAGGCCGUCUCCAUGCUCACAUGCAGCAAACCAACAUGUCUGCUCUUCAGCCAUUGCUAUGUGUCAAUGCGCUCCCCAACAUUGGAGGGAGAAUGUAGAAUGUUCUUAUCAACUCUUUAUAGAUAGGUAGUCAGAACAUUGAUUAUAACAUCAUUAUUUUUUGCUUUUGAACACCACUUGACUCUUGAUAUCAUGCAUAAUUUGCAGGAAUUGACUAGCUUGGGUGUAUGAUUCAAUGAACAUAUCCUUGAGUGUGAACGAUAGCAGAGUAGAUGGUAAUGCUUCUGAGCACGUAGAUAAGAUGAUGAAACUUUGGAGAUGCACUAUAUAUUUU